Messenger RNA from Piliocolobus tephrosceles (Ugandan red Colobus), 3014 nucleotides. RefSeq names its product arginyl aminopeptidase like 1 (gene RNPEPL1). The record is from RefSeq and is a predicted model, not a curated record. Bases 21 to 2195 code for a protein of 724 amino acids. The transcript has 11 exons. NCBI's taxonomy places the organism in Eukaryota, Metazoa, Chordata, Mammalia, Primates, Cercopithecidae. Gene Ontology annotation, molecular function: zinc ion binding; metalloaminopeptidase activity. Gene Ontology annotation, biological process: proteolysis.
UUCACCUAGUGCCGGCGGCCAUGGCCGCGCAGUGCUGCUGCCGCCAGGCGCCCGGCGCCGAGACCGCGCCCGUCCGCCCGCCGCCCGAGCCGCCGCCCGCCCUGGACGUGGCCUCGGCCUCCAGCGCGCAGCUCUUCCGCCUCCGCCACCUGCAGCUGGGCCUGGAGCUGCGGCCCGAAGUGCGCGAGCUGGCCGGCUGCCUGGUGCUCGAGCUGUGCGCGCUGCGGCCCGCGCCCCGCGCGCUCGUGCUCGACGCGCACCCGGCCCUGCGCCUGCAUUCGGCCGCCUUCCGUCGCGCCCCCGCCGCCGCCGAGACGCCCUGCGCCUUCGCCUUCUCCGCCCCCGGGCCGGGUCCCGCGCCGCCGCCCCCGCUGCCCGCCUUCCCCGAGGCGCCCGGCGCCGAGCCCGCCUGCUGCCCGCUGGCCUUCAGGGUGGACCCGUUCACCGACUACGGCUCCUCGCUCACCGUCACGCUGCCGCCCGAGCUGCAGGAGCACCAGCCCUUCCAGGUUAUCCUGCGCUACACCUCGACCGACGCCCCCGCCAUCUGGUGGCUGGACCCAGAGCUGACCUAUGGCUGCGCCAAGCCCUUCGUCUUCACCCAGGGCCACUCCGUGUGCAACCGCUCCUUCUUCCCGUGCUUUGACACGCCUGCCGUGAAGUGCACCUACUCUGCCGUCGUCAAGGCGCCCUUGGGGGUGCAGGUGCUGAUGAGUGCCACCCAGAGUGCGUACAUGGAGGAAGAAGGCGUCUUCCACUUCCACAUGGAACAUCCCGUGCCCGCCUACCUCGUGGCCCUGGUGGCCGGAGACCUCAAGCCAGCAGACAUCGGGCCCAGGAGCCGCGUGUGGGCCGAGCCGUGCCUCCUGCCCACGGCCACCAGCAAGUUGUCGGGCGCAGUGGAGCAGUGGCUGAGUGCGGCUGAGCGGCUGUAUGGGCCGUACAUGUGGGGCAGGUACGACAUUGUCUUCCUGCCCCCGUCCUUCCCCAUCGUGGCCAUGGAGAACCCCUGCCUUACGUUCAUCAUCUCCUCCAUCCUGGAGAGCGACGAGUUCCUGGUCAUCGAUGUCAUCCACGAGGUGGCCCACAGCUGGUUCGGCAAUGCUGUCACCAACGCCACAUGGGAAGAGAUGUGGCUGAGCGAGGGCCUGGCCACCUAUGCCCAGCGCCGCAUCACCACCGAGACCUACGGUGCUGCCUUCACCUGCCUGGAGACUGCCUUCCGCCUGGACGCCCUGCACCGGCAGAUGAAGCUUCUGGGAGAGGACAGCCCGGUCAGCAAACUGCAGGUCAAGCUGGAGCCAGGAGUGAAUCCCAGCCACCUGAUGAACCUGUUCACCUACGAGAAAGGCUACUGCUUCGUGUACUACCUGUCCCAGCUCUGCGGAGACCCACAGCGUUUUGAUGACUUUCUCCGAGCCUACGUGGAGAAGUACAAGUUCACCAGUGUGGUGGCCCAGGACCUGCUGGACUCCUUCCUGAGCUUCUUCCCGGAGCUGAAGGAGCAGAGCGUGGACUGCCGGGCAGGGCUGGAAUUCGAGCGCUGGCUCAAUGCCACAGGCCCGCCGCUGGCUGAGCCGGACCUGUCUCAGGGAUCCAGCCUGACCCGACCCGUGGAGGCCCUUUUCCAGCUGUGGACCGCAGAACCCCUGGACCAGGCAGCUGCCUCAGCCAGUGCCAUUGACAUCUCCAAGUGGAGGACCUUCCAGACAGCACUCUUCCUGGACCGGCUCCUGGACGGGUCCCCGCUGCCACAGGAGGUGGUGAUGAGCCUGUCCAAGUGCUACUCCUCCCUGCUGGACUCGAUGAACGCUGAGAUCCGCAUCCGCUGGCUGCAGAUCGUGGUCCGCAACGACUACUAUCCUGACCUCCACAGGGUGCGGCGCUUCCUGGAGAGCCAGAUGUCACGCAUGUACACCAUCCCGCUGUACGAGGACCUCUGCACCGGUGCCCUCAAGUCCUUUGCGUUGGAGGUCUUCUACCAGACGCAGGGCCGGCUGCACCCCAACCUGCGCAGAGCCAUCCAGCAGAUCCUGUCCCAGGGCCUGGGCUCUAGCACAGAGCCUGCCUCAGAGCCCAGCACGGAGCUGGGCAGGGCUGAAGCAGACACAGACUCGGACGCACAGGCCCUGCUGCUUGGGGAUGAGGCCCCCAGCAGUGCCAUCUCUCUCAGGGACGUCAAUGUGUCUGCCUAGCCCUGUUGGCGGGCUGACCCUCGACCUCCCAGACACCACAAUUGUGCCUUCUGUGGGCCAGGCCUGCCAUGACUGCGCCUAUGGCUCUGGCCAUGAGCUCUGCCCAGGCCCACAAGCCCCUCCCCUGGGCUCUCCCAGGCAGGGAGAGUGGGGAGAGGGACCUCCUUGUGUCUGGCAGAGACCUGUGGACCUGGCCUCCCCACUCCCAGCUCUCUUGCACUGCAGGCCCUGGGGCCAGCCCGCACACGCCAUGCCUCCUGUCUCAACACUGACAGCUGUGCCUAGCCCCAGAUGCCAGCACCUGCCAGGUGCUGCCCCUGGGGCAAGGGCCCCAGCAGCCCUACGGUGACCGCCACACUGUGCCUUACGUCUGCCAGGGGCCCGGGCUGUGCUGUCCCUGAAGCACGCCUCCUUGCAGGGAUCUGAGCCACCCUCCCCGCACAGCCCUGCACCCCGCCCCUGGGGUUGGCAGCCUCAGUUGGCCCCUGGCAGAGGAACAAGGACACAGACAUUCCCUCAGUGUGGGGGCAGGGGACACAGGGAGAGGACAGUUGUACCUGGGGAGGGCCCCCUGGCCCCAGGCAACCUUAGUCCCUCAGAACAGGGAGUCCCAGGACCCAGGGGGAGUCUGUCUCUUGUGGCUUCCUGGGGUGGGAGGCACAUGGGCACGGCAAUACCCUAGGGAAAGUGGGAGGCGGUGCUGGUGCUCUCUCUAGGCCCACCAUGCUGGGAGAGGCGGACGGGGCCUGGGGCUCCAGCCUGGGACUGCUGCAAUGGGGUAUCACGGUGAUGGUCCCAUUAAAACUUCCACUCUGCAAA